AAUGAAAUAAGCUACGAUAUUUUUAUCUGCAGCUUGUCCUUCAACAGAUGUUCAUUUAGCUCGUGUUAUGUAAACAAUAAAGAAUACAAAACCUGAUACUGAAUUCAGAUUUGUUGGGAUUGGAGGACCAUAAAUGGGCCAUGAAGGUUUAGAAACUAUUGGAGUUGAUUAUCAUGAGUUUCAAUAUAAACCUUUCUUUCCAUUUAGAAAUUUUUAUAGAUUGGCGUAUUAAGAUUGAAUUAAUUAUAGGACUGAAAAUGCAAUGCAUCCAGUCCAUAUGUAUAAACGAUGGAUCAAUAAAAAAGUGUUGAAUAAACUUGAUAAGUAAUAUUUUGAAAUAGUACAACAUUAUCAACCAUCUGCAUUUUUAAAUUUUGAAAAUGAAUUCUUUAUGAUUGGAUUUUAUAAGAAAUUAAGAGAAGCAUAUCGUCAUUUCAAUCGUAUAUGUCCACCAACAUUUUAAUAUGGUCUCACUCAUAAAGAUUAACCUUAAUAUGGUUAGAAAUAUGUUGAUCAUUGGUUUACAAGAGCACCAUUAAAAUAAGUAAAAAGGAUUGAAUUAAUAUAAUUUAGAGUAAUUGGGAGAAAUUCACAUUUCCACAUACAUAAGUAGGAUAAGAUGGACUUUAUCGUGCUUUUAGACAUCUCUUAUCUAAUAGUACAUAAUAUAAGGAAUUGGUACAAAAAGAUACUAUAUAUCUUCCAGGAGGUGAAUUCUUUAGAUUUGAUGAUUUUAUUGCAGAUAGAGUGAAUGAAUAAAGAAAAACAUAUAGAUAAUUAAAUAAUAUUGGAGAUUAAGAAUUAUUGAUAUUUGUAGCUGGUGGUAAUACAUCUAAAGAAAUACCUUUUUGUUUAAAAACAGUAGCAGAAGGAAUAUCUAGAUUCUUGAAAUUGGAUGAAAUGAAACAUUAUCCAAAUGAUUAAAUUAAGAUUGUUAUAUCAGUACCUGAAUUCAUUGAACAUAAAGAUCAUACAGUCAAAACUAUUAAUUCAAUUAAAUGGCCUGCUAGAGUUAUUCAGGCUUAAACUGAAUCAGAUAAAUUUUCAGCUAUGGCUGCAUCUGAUAUUGGAUUAGCAUGUAAUGGAUAAAUAGUAGCUGAAUGUGCUGCUUUUCAAUUACCUACUGUAUAUUAUUAUAUAAUUGUUUUUAGAUUAUUCUUGAUCCAAAACCAACUAUAUAGAUGUAUUAUUCAUCUCUCUAUAAUGGAAUUGAUAAUGAUCUGAAUAUUGCCUACAAUGGAAUCGUUUAUCCGUAAUCAUUAUCAAUUAUUAUCUUACUUUAGAGAAUUAGUCAUGUCCACAGUUCCUAAUAAAAUUGCUUAUUCCUUAUUGGAACAUCAUUAAGAUCCAAAAUUAAGAUAUUUCUAUGCUAAAUAAUAUGCUCCAAUUUUAUAAAAGACUUUAGCUAGAAGUUAAGCAUCAAUACCAAUAGAAUUAGUAUUAUUUAUAAUAAAUACAUAGUCUAAUAAAUUCAAUAGUGUUUAAUUAACAGGUUACUCUUCAGCAUAUUAAGUUAUGGCUGACACUGUUUUAAAAGCAUCCUAUGCUUAUGACCAUAUUCAUUCACAAAGCAAUUUUACUACUAUGUAAAAUGAAAAUCUGAGAAUAGAAGCUAUGUAAAGUUUAGGAUGGGCUAAGGGAUUAUGA
Messenger RNA from Paramecium pentaurelia, 1647 nucleotides. Lineage: Eukaryota; Ciliophora; Oligohymenophorea; Peniculida; Parameciidae. The record is from the annotation of a GenBank genome assembly.